This is a messenger RNA of Hemisphaericaspora subhashii, 2379 nucleotides long. RefSeq lists its product as uncharacterized. The record is from RefSeq and is a predicted model, not a curated record. The transcript is spliced from 2 exons. Gene Ontology annotation, biological process: chloride transport; transmembrane transport. NCBI's taxonomy places the organism in Eukaryota, Fungi, Ascomycota, Pichiomycetes, Serinales, Debaryomycetaceae. Gene Ontology annotation, molecular function: voltage-gated chloride channel activity. Bases 1 to 2379 code for a protein of 792 amino acids. Gene Ontology annotation, cellular component: membrane; early endosome; Golgi apparatus.
AUGAUUCCCUUUCCAACAUCCAGUGGUCCAGAAGUGACUUAUUCCAUAGAUGACGAUAUUCCAGUCUUACGAUAUACCAACCUAAAUCCACCAACGAAUGCAGCAACGCCCAAAGUGGUUAGUAAAACUUAUGAACAACAUACGUACAUCGACUGGAAUCAUGAAACGCUUGCGAUACCCCAUCAUUCUUCGUCAUAUAUUUCUCGCAAAUGGCUCAGCAUUGGUAUACUGGCUAUCCUUGUAGGGUAUGCGACUGCCGCAAUUCAAUUGAUUUCAGUUACUUUGAAUGAUUUCAAAAAAGGUCUCUGUUUGAGCGAUAGUGACAAAUGGUCACUCUUGAACCCGUACCUGACAUGUCCAAGCAAUGACUGGUAUGAAUGGUCAAGAUUCUUUUUUGAUUCAAAGAAUGAGCUUGUAAAUUGGCUUUUUAAUUUUCCAAUUUAUUUAGGAAUUGCCAUUCUAUGGUCUGCAAUUGCAUUGCAUAUCACAAUCAAUCGUGAUCAUUUAAUUAAACAAUCAGGAAUUCCAGAAAUCAAGUUAAUCAUAUCUGGUUUAAAUUUUAAUGUAAACCAGUACUUAGGAUUGAAAACCUUGUUCUAUAAAGUAACGGGAUUAAUGUUGGUUGUCAGCUCUGGUUUAUGGUUGGGCAAGGAAGGACCAUUGGUCCAUGUGUCAUGCUGUAUAUUUAACGUCGUGUAUUCUUUGUUGAUGCAGAGGAGUGGUAGAGUGAAUGAAGCAGUUCGACGAGAAAUACUUAGUGCUGCAACAGCAACCGGAAUUUCUGUUGCUUUCGAUUCUCCUAUCGGUGGUGUAUUGUUUGUCCUUGAGAACGGGAGAAAUUUUUUAGAACAGGAUCUAUUCCAAGUUAGUUUUGGAAACUUCAGUUGGUUAUUUUUAGAAAUUGUCCCUUUUAUUGUAUUGGGUGUGUUAGGUGGUAUCUAUGGGUUUUUGCUUAUCAAAUUUAACACUUAUUAUACAGAUGUCAAAUUUCGAAGAACGAUAAGAAAUAGAAUAUGUGAAUUAUUUCAGGUGCAGCAAAAAUGGGGCAAAUAUCUAGAAAUAGUUGCAGUGAUUGUUGUAACAACUUUAUUAAAUUUUCCAUUUUCUAUUUCCAAAUUACCUUUACGAGCAUAUUUGAAGUUGCUAUUCAAAGACUGUGCUAAAGAGUCAGCUUCAGAUUUAAACAGUGAUGACUUUUUAUGCCUGGGAGCACAUCUUGUUACCCUUUUCAAAUUGCUAUUCAUAUUGAUACAAGGGUUCUUUCUUACUGCUUAUAGUUAUGGAUUGGAUAUACCAGGUGGGAUUCUUUUGCCUUCUCUUGUUUUGGGUGCAACUGCAGGGAGAUCACUAGGUAUUAUUUCCCAAUCCUUGCAGGCUGCUGUCAAUUGGGACUCAUUGGCUACAUGCACUGAAAAAUCUUGCUUAGUUUCCCCUUCGUCCUAUGCUGUUGUAGGUGCGGCUGCAUUUAUGACUGGAAUAACAAAGUUGACCAUGUGCGUAGUAGUUAUUAUAUUUGAGAUGACUGGGGCAGUGACUUAUGUUCUUCCUAUAAUGUGUGCAGUGAUGAUCUCAAAAUUUGUGAGUGAUUGGCUAUGCCCUGUUAAUAUCUACGAUAAUUGGCUUCAGAAUAGUUUCAAUCAAGGGGAUAAUGUUGAAUACUCCAAAGGAUUUUCUAAUGAAGGAAAAGGCUCCGGUUUAGUAUCAUUCUCUACAUUAUCUACUACCAUUAAAACAAAGUUACCUGACAUUGCCGUUAAGGACUUAAUGAUCCCUUUGAAAAGCACAAAGUGCCUCUGCUUGAUUCCCAAAGAAGAAAAUAAUACCAUUAAUUCGUUGUACAGCUUAAUAAAUAAUGACAACCAUGAAGGCUACCCUUUAAUUGUCAAUUAUGAAAGUCCUAUAUACAUUGGAUAUGUUUCGAAGAUAGAGGUGAUGAAAAGAAUUAGCCAAUUGGAUGAUGACCCAAAUCUGGUUGUAUCAUUUCAAGUAGAGAACCUUCCCAACAGUAUACUAUCCAUGCAACUACAUUACGAAAGAAAUUUUGUGAAUGCUGGCUUGAUCCAAUUGGAAUUAUGCGUUGAGAAGCCAAUAAUCAUAGCAAAUGAACUGGCCCCAGCAGUAUUAAUAUCCGAAGAAUUCGAGAAAUUAUUUUUGAAUUAUCUAGUUAUAACUGAAAAAGACAAUCAUGGAGAACAUCUUAUGUGUGGCUUUAUUGACAGAUUUAUUUUGGCUAGCUUAAUUAGUGAUGAAUUUAAAGAGUUGCGAGGUAGUCAAUUUGACUACAUUUCGGGCUAUGAACAAGGUAACAAUGACAGCAAUGAGCAUUUAAGUCUCUCCAAUUUAAGGAUGAAUAGAAAGUCAAUUGAACUAAUUACAUAG